Molecule: messenger RNA, 623 nt
Organism: Dissoconium aciculare CBS 342.82
Lineage: Eukaryota; Fungi; Ascomycota; Dothideomycetes; Mycosphaerellales; Dissoconiaceae
Exons: 2
Source: RefSeq, a predicted model, not a curated record
CACCUGUUUCCCCCCAUCCUUUGCCGCCGAUCCAGCACAUUUCUGCAACAUCAAAUACAUUAUAGCCUUUCAACCUGCAUACACCUCCCACAGAAUUGCGAUACGAGCACCAUAAGGACCAAGAUUGGGCGGUUUCUCAAUUGUAUAUAAAGACGACGCUAGUUCCUGACCGACUGCCAACUUUCCCGCAUCGUCACACCCGCAAUUGUUACAAUAAACGCUUCUUCGCCAUUGUCCCCUAGCGGAAGAUAGAGGAACCACGGCUGCCACUUCUUCGAUAUCGUCGCCAACCUUGAUGCCACCUGCUCCGGAGUAAAGUCCUGUUUCCUGCCUGGCUGUACACCGCUUUACCGCUUCACAAACCUCAGAAGAAACACAUGGCAGAACAGCCGCCUAACGCACCGGCGGUCAUGUUACCAAAUGAGCCGUUGGCGCCGCCGAAACCAGAAUCCAUCGAGAACCCGGCAUCGCCGAGUUCGUUCCUUGGCCUGAAUCAUGCCUCGCUGUCACCGCGUUCCGACCCGAAGUCUGUGUCGAUCGCGCCUUUGGCAGACACCAUCUCACCUUUGAUGCUUGGACGCCAGAAGAGUGUCGAAGAAAUUGCGCUGUGGAGCGGGAGACCC